This is a messenger RNA of Echinops telfairi (small Madagascar hedgehog), 1347 nucleotides long. It is a transcript of the gene CFL2, whose product is annotated as cofilin 2. Lineage: Eukaryota; Metazoa; Chordata; Mammalia; Afrosoricida; Tenrecidae. The transcript has 3 exons. Bases 49 to 498 code for a protein of 149 amino acids. Gene Ontology annotation, cellular component: cytoplasm; actin cortical patch; actin cytoskeleton. The record is from RefSeq and is a predicted model, not a curated record. Gene Ontology annotation, biological process: actin filament severing; actin filament fragmentation; cell motility. Gene Ontology annotation, molecular function: actin filament binding.
GCCUCUGGAGUGACAGUGAAUGAUGAAGUCAUCAAGGUUUUUAAUGAUAUGAAAGUAAGAAAAUCUUCUACCCAAGAGGAGAUCAAAAAAAGAAAGAAAGCCGUCCUCUUCUGUUUAAGCGAUGACAAAAGGCAAAUAAUUGUAGAGGAAGCAAAGCAGAUCUUGGUGGGUGACAUUGGUGAGACUGUAGAAGACCCCUACACAUCUUUUGUGAAGUUGCUACCUCUGAAUGAUUGCCGAUAUGCUUUGUAUGAUGCCACAUACGAAACAAAAGAGUCUAAGAAAGAAGACCUAGUAUUUAUAUUCUGGGCUCCUGAAAGUGCACCUUUAAAAAGCAAGAUGAUUUAUGCUAGCUCUAAAGAUGCCAUUAAAAAGAAGUUUACAGGUAUUAAACAUGAGUGGCAAGUUAAUGGCUUGGACGAUAUUAAGGACCGCUCGACCCUUGGAGAGAAGUUGGGAGGCAAUGUAGUAGUUUCACUUGAAGGAAAACCCUUAUAAAAUGACAGUCACGUGCCAUCUGGAUCUCAAGGAGCUUUCAUUUCUCCAGUCCAGGCCAUUGGAAUAGUAUUAGGGCUCUUUGGUUUUUUUCUCCCCUCACCCGCUGGUCCUUUCAACACAUGAAGGAGAGAUCAUUCAUUUAAGCAGCCUAUCAGUGAUUGCCGUUAGACUGUUACAACUGUUAGUUUUAUGUAGAACCCAAGGAAUGCCUUUCUUUAGCCAAAACAACCCGUUAUAUGCCUCCCCUGCAGCAAGUACCACAGUGAAUGUGAUCGUCAAUGUGAAUAGCUUAGAGUACUGUAAAGAGUAAGCUAAUUGAAUGCCUUGAAAAGUGUUAUCCACUGGUUAGAUGGUAGACUUUACUCAUUAUUUAUAGUUGCACUUGGUUGCAGUUCUGUGAAGCUCAAACAUUCAUACACCUCACUGCCUUGGCAAGCCUAUUUUUGCAGAAUGGCAGCACAGAUAAAACACUAUGCAUUGAACACACGUGGUUGUUUUUUUUCUGGUCAUGCGUUUGACCCUCCACCCCGGGAGGAAUGCCAAUUAAGUUGCAGAUACUGUGUCAUCAAUUUGUCCUAGGGCCUCAGUGUUCAUUCCUGUCCCCUGCACUGCAUAUCUUUGUAAAAGAAAUAGCUGUUAAUGCCUUUUGAUUUUCCAUUCAGUGUACACUACUGAGUACGUUUAGAAGUUUUAUGUUUACCAUGUGAUGUUGCAACACUAACGAAUAUUUUGAAUAUCAGUCAUGAUGGCAAUUUCUGUAUAAAAGAGCCUUAAAUGGAACGUUGUUUUUGAGUUCAACUCCUCACCUCACAAAAAUGGCCACGUUGCAAUAAAAAUUGUGGCAUAUUA